Molecule: messenger RNA, 804 nt
Organism: Toxotes jaculatrix (banded archerfish)
Lineage: Eukaryota; Metazoa; Chordata; Actinopteri; Toxotidae
Gene: hoxd12a
Product: homeobox D12a
Exons: 2
Coding region: 1-804 (267 amino acids)
Biological process (GO): regulation of DNA-templated transcription
Molecular function (GO): sequence-specific double-stranded DNA binding; DNA-binding transcription factor activity, RNA polymerase II-specific
Source: RefSeq, a predicted model, not a curated record
AUGGAAAUGUGUGAGCGGAAUCCUUUAAAUCCCGGCUAUGUUGGUUCUCUGUUGAAUUUUGCUCCACCUGAGUCGCUGUAUUUCUCCAACUUGCGGGGUAAUGGAGCCCACAUACCCGGGCUGCACCAGAUUCCUUACAAUAGGAGAGAGGUGUGCACGCUCCCGUGGACUUCCUCAAGUUCGUGCACGUCCAGACCGGCAGCACCGCCACAGAACCGCGCCUUCGGAGGCUACUGUCCGCCGUUUCUGUCCAACUCGGUGUCUAUAAAUACUAACUCCUCCAGCGGCCACGUCAAGGCGCAUUUGGAGGAGGCGGCUCGAUGCUUUCAGGAACCACCAAACCACAAAACAGAGGAGUCUGGGAGACAAGAUGAAGUUUACGCCGGGGAGCACGGGCCAGCCAGUGACCGCGGCUACUCAGAUUUGCACAGCCGGUCUCACGGUUCUGCGGCUCACAUAGAUGCGGAUUCAGCAGCAGGUCCCCUGAAUGUGAACGGCACCAAACAGGAGCAUAAUCCCCUUCAGCCACCAUCGAGUAACACAUGCUCCAGGACGACUUUUGAAGGUGCCCCAUGGUGCUCGUCACAAGUGAAAACCAGAAAGAAGAGAAAGCCUUACUCGAAGCCACAGCUGGCUGAACUUGAGAAUGAAUUUAUGAUGAAUGAAUUCAUCAACAGACAGAAACGGAAAGAGCUGUCGGACAGACUGGACCUGAGCGACCAGCAAGUCAAAAUCUGGUUUCAGAACCGGAGGAUGAAGAAGAAACGACUCAUGAUGCGUGAGCAAGCUUUCUCCGUGUACUGA